CUUCCUGGAUGCCACCAAACAGUGUUGUCUUUCGGACUUUAGUCAUACAGAGAAUCUGUAAGAGAGAAAAAAAAGUGAUCCGUUUAUGCUGACCACCUGUUUGACUUCCACAAGAGGCAAGAUGACCUGUGUUUGACAGGAUGGACUCUGAUCCUGGACGAGCAAUAUUGAAAUUUGGCGAGUACUGCUUUAUCCAUUCAUUCAUCAGUUUUCUAUCCGUUAUUCAGGAGGGUAAGCAAGGGUGCCAAGACCUUCCUGUCUUCGGCUUUCCCUGGUGGUAUUAUCCCCGAAUGGUUUUACAAACCAGGGAGCGUGUAUAUAAAUAUAUAUAAAUACAAACGUACAUACUCUAUCCAGCAGCGUGUCUCUGUUUGUGUCCCAAGCCUGAAAAACUUGACCAGAGAUUGGGAGGCGUCCACAAGGUAUCCUAUACAGGUAGCCGAAGCAUCUCAACUGACUUAUUUACUCCGAGUUGAAUGAGCUCCUUACCUAAGACCAUACAACCAGACGCCCAGCAGCAGAAGAACCUAAUUUCUGCCGCUUAUCCUCACGGCCUGCUUUAAUGCAAGCAACCUGUGGUUUGAAGUGGAACGGUCAAGGUGAGAUACUGGAUGACGUAGUGAAAAGUGUCCGCCCUUUGUGGGUGCUGGAGCUGGGAAUGCACUGUGGCUACAGCUCUGGCCGUCUGCUUCGUCUGCUGCCCCAUGGAGGCAGAUUGAUCGCAGUGGUGCUGGACCCAGUCACAGCAGAUCUUUGAGAGGAAAUCAUCCUGGUGGCUGGCUUCAAGCGAUCCCAGGUACAGUUUUUACACAGCUCAGCUGAGGCCAUCCCAACAUUACAUUCUUUCCUUGAGUCUGAUCAGGGUACCAGUGAUGGCAUCAAUCUGGUGCUAAUGGACCACGAUUCCCAGCAGUACCUUUUAGAUCUGCUGGCCUUGGAGAGAGAGGAGCUCCUCUGCCCAUCUGGCUGCACUGUGCUGUUGAAUAGAGGAACCAAAGAGCCGAUGAUCUCAGAGGAGUCCUGGAUCACACCAGAGGAAGAGUCUAUUCCUACUGCAUCAAAACAGAGCAUCCAUUUAUGAUGGAGAUUUUUUACAGGAAGGGAAGUACAAAGGAAGUCUGCAAUGGCAAAGUUUAGCUAAGAUGUGGGUGUAUU
Neolamprologus brichardi is the source of this 1155-nucleotide messenger RNA. NCBI's taxonomy places the organism in Eukaryota, Metazoa, Chordata, Actinopteri, Cichliformes, Cichlidae. The record is from RefSeq and is a predicted model, not a curated record.